CCCGCCCCUCACCGGGGGCAGCCGCGCGCAGUCUGCCGCCGCCACCUCAGCCGCGCUGGGUCUGCACUGACUGACUCUCGUCGCCCGCAGCUCUCCACCCGCUGCCAGCCGCCGAGAGCUGAAGGUCUCACACGUCUACCGCCAGCGCCGGCGCGCGAGAUUCAUCCAUGAGCUCGGAUUUCCCACACUACAACUUCAGGAUGCCUAAUAUUGGAUUCCAGAAUCUGCCUCUCAACAUAUAUAUUGUGGUUUUUGGCACUGCUAUAUUUGUCUUCAUUCUUAGUUUACUCUUCUGUUGCUACUUGAUUAGGCUAAGACAUCAAGCACAUAAAGAAUUUUAUGCCUACAAACAGGUUAUAUUAAAAGAGAAAGUAAAAGAACUGAAUUUACAUGAGCUCUGUGCAGUGUGUCUAGAAGACUUCAAGCCUCGAGAUGAGUUGGGGAUUUGUCCAUGUAAGCAUGCCUUCCACAGAAAGUGCCUUAUUAAGUGGUUGGAGGUUCGGAAAGUGUGUCCCCUGUGCAACAUGCCAGUUCUGCAGCUGGCGCAGUUGCACAGUAAGCAGGACCAUGGACCCCCGCAGGGCCCCCUCCCCGGAGCAGAGAACAUUGUAUAGCUCACUGCACGGACCAGACUGUUGCUGGAUGAGACAUCUGCGUGGAGCCGGGAGGAACACAAGCAGUCUCUGUCUCGGCUGCUCUCUACCUGGGGCACCAGCUGCCAUUUCCUUUGCCUCAUGGAGAACUCUUGGGCCAGCCAGGCUGAGAACCCAGGCAUCUGGGUCUUGUGACAAUCAAGGCAAUCUGACACCACCCCAUGAGAGAGAAGAGAAGUGGAUAAGCCUGCAGGUUUGAUUCCAGAAACUCUGUGAUCUCUUGCUAACUCCAUUACGCUGUCUACCAGACACUUACCUCCAUGUCAAGGUGAAUCUUUAUUAGGCAGAAGGGAAGAUGAACACAGGUGUUAGAGAAGGGAGCUGAGAAAAGGUCUCUAAGUCCACACACCGCCCUAAGGAUGGUUAAGCUUCUGUGCAGACCCCAAAAACCUCCUGGUACCCCUGAGCCAAGUAAAACCAGCGGUUAUGCCAGCCGAAGCACAACCUGCCAGUAGCUCGCGAGGCAGUGCCCGUAAGGCUUGUGUCCCUCUGAUGAGGUCACACUGCAACCCAAGGGCUUCAGGUGCAACAGAGUGCAGUCCUCUCACCACCAGCUCAGCUCACUCCAGGUUCACAGUACUUGCUGUCAAACCUAGUAAGCUGAAGGCUUGGAAAGGCCUGACCAGAAGUCAUUUCCUCUGAUCAUUUCCUCUCCUUUUCACCAGUGAGGCUCGUUAGGAGCCCACACUGUCCCUGUGUGACCUGGGGGCCCCAGAGUGUCGUGCAGUGUCCUUGUAGCUGUUGUUUGUGGAGGACCACCAUGAGCCCCUCAGGUGGCCCCAGAGAGGAGCACCUUUCUGAGAAAAGCUGAUCUGCCUGGCCCUUCUAGAUGAAGAUGCUGAACCCUUUACCUCUCCCUUUUCCCUCUAUUCUUUGCUCUUACCCUGUUUCUACUUAAAAUGCCUGCCAGUGACUUUUAAGUUUAUCCCAUAUAAGAUCCUAUGUAAGUCAGAAGCCUGAAGCCAGUGAUCCACUCAGAAUUGUAACCGGGUCCAGCCCCUCCUCCACUGGUGUGUGCCUCAGUAUUUGGACUUGGAUCGCUGACUGCAAGUGUCUUUAUAGGAGAGAAAUGCAUGCUGCUCUGUGGCUCUUUCUGUCCUGCUUUUGUAGAAAUGAUUCAGCCCACUAGAGCCUGCAAACACUGUAAAUCAGCCAUGUAAAGCAGCAGCGAGUGACAGAAAACAUUCUUUUCCACAGCCUGCUCUCCCCCUCAUCACAGGAGUGCUUCCUCAAUGCCUCGGCAACCGCUUUGCUCUGCUCCAUCCCACAGGUGUGAGUGGGAAGUUUUUCACCGGAAGUACAGUCUGCGUGACAUGGAAAGAGGAUGGAGGGGCUUGCUGCUCUGCUCCUGGCAUGUCUCCGGGAAUUUUUUUCCGGAGUCCAGCCUCUACUCUCUUGGAACGAGAGCAAACCUGUCCUUGGUCAGGUGGCUGAGGUCAGAUGAGGAGGAAAAUUCCCAUUUGCCUAGAAAAGUGCUGAGCAGAAUCCAGUUUGGAAAAUUACUAAUCCAGCCGGUCAGAAUUGGAGUUUCCUAUGGGCGACCUAUUUGUGGUAUGCCAACUGGCCUGCUUCCUAAACAGGGCAAGAGAAGUAUGAACUAUUUUUAUACGAGCGCCUUAGCCUGUUUGGCCCCGUGAGAACUCUGUACACGCUCACCCUCCUUUUGUGUUGUUUCUAGCAUGAUUGCACUGAAUGCUACAACACCCAGUUUACAGUGAACUGUUUUCAGUGACCAAUGUCAGAAGUGGCUUGCUUCUGACCUCACCUAGCAUGUACCAUUUUCCACAGCAGCCUUGGGACAGAUGUCCUUUUCUAGAGGGGCUCCAACAGAAAGGAGAAUUUUUUCCUUCAAGGGAGGAAUGUCCAUGAUCUAUACAAACUAUUGCCACUUUGCCAAUCCUUCCUUCUAAAGGAUUCUAGCAUUUGUUACAGCCCUUUUGUCCCUGUGCAUGGGAACUAAGGACACAGCCUCACCAAGUCCCUGCCUUUACAGAGGCAGAAUAAGUGACCUCACUGCAUCAGAGCUCCAGGCAGGUGGAGACAAUUGGUGCCAGACUGGACCUCAGGCAGGGGGCCUGGAUUGUCGGGCUGUGCUCUUCAGUGGGCCCCACCUUAGGGUCUACUUGACCAGACAAGGUGUCACUAACCUCACUUUCUCCACACUUAUGGAUGUGGAGUGCUUCAAAGAAGGCAUUCCUCCUACUAGAACUGGCUAGAGCUGAAGAUGUACUCCUCCUCAGUUGUCUCCUCCUUGUGCGUGGCGGCCUACAGUGGUAGGUGGCAGGCCCAGUAUCAUUCAGAGCAGUUCUGACAGCUCUUAGCCACACAACCCCCGUGUUUGCUCCCCACAUCUGCCCCUUCCCCACCACCAAGCCAGGCCUUUCUUGUGCAUCUAUAGCAAUGGCCAUGCAAACAGCAGACCCUUUCAUUAAUGUCAUCUCUUUAUUCAGAUUAAAAUCACGUUUUUUGUUUUUUUUUUUUUAUCUGAAGGACACUCCAUCCAGAUUUUUUUAAAAAAAUUAUGUAGGAAAAACAGAAUGAUGUACAGAUCCCUUUAUAUUCUCUUUGCUCAGGCCCAAACCCGUGGGGAGGCUGCCCUUUCCACAUCCAUGAGCUGCUGGUGACCUUUUGUCAAACAUGUGGAUACAUGGGGACUCUAGGCAGCUCUUGGACCACUGGAUGGUGUACUUUGUCAUAGCGUCUUAAGCAGCUCACUGUGUGCCAUGGGUUAGUGGAGCAAACUCCUGGCUGGAUUCCGUCGUGGCUAAAUCAUUAUCUGGUUGUUGCGAGGGCCACAACUCAACUGGCUGUAGAAACCAGGGACAAAUGCAGUCUCAUUUGAUUCCCAGUUGGGUCAGCAUCUGCUGCUUUUCUUUGCCCAGUCCAAUUUGGUUAGGCCUGUCCCUGGCAGGUAAGGUCCUUGUGGCCUGUGCUUGUCUAGCCAGGGAAAAGGGGAAGACAAAAAUGGCCAGCUGAGGACAAGGGGCCUCUGAGGUCUGGACUGAGGAAUACAGGGAAGCUCCUACCACUAGCAAUGUUGUUCUUGACAAGACUUGACUAGUGAAGACCCUUUUCAUAGCCCUACUCCAAAGCACAUCAUCUCCAUGGCCUGAUCCUGCUCUUCUCUGAAAGACAGUAACUACUUUGAGAGACCUUUUAGGGAUGAUGAAAUGAUGCACAGCAAAGGACCCCAGAGAUCUAGGCACAAGCACUUGCAGUGAUAUGAAUCAGCCCCUUGGAACUCACCCUGUGCCUUUCUGCAGGUCAGCCCCUCAAAGCCCCAUUUCCUUACCCACCCACCCCCCCAGGGAUGUAGUGACAGUAACUGGACAGCCUCGUGGGAGGAUUAGCUUAAGAGUGCUAAUGGGGCCUCAGUCAGGGUACUGAUACUACAUAGCAGCAUCUGAAGCUUCCUGAGCUGCAGGGACCUUGUUCCCAACCUUUCUUCUCCUGACCUUCCUUGGUCACCUCCAUCUGCCUCUGCCCACAGAGCACACUAAUUUGGUUGCUUAGUGCUGUCUUCCUUUAUCUUUUGAGUAGUCCCUACAAAAGUGCGCAUAUUAUAUAGUUGAGUCUUCCUUGUUGUCCUCACCCCAUGACCACCAUUAGUUUAUUCCUUGUGUAUCCUUCCAGAGUCUGCACACAGACUCACACAUACAUAUGUAAUCUUUCUCCCUUUUUGUUCACAAGAGGCAGGAAUUCAAGAGACAGUCCUAUUCAUGGAGAUAAAACCAUCCAGAAGUCAGAACAUCUGUAAAACAAGAGGCCUGAGAGGGUGUUUUUGCAAUGACAUUCCCUUUGAAUAAGGCUCUUUUCUACUUUAUUACAUUCUGGAAUUCUGGUUUCCUGUACAAAAAAGAAACUGCAAUCCUUCCCUUCCUCCAAAUGCCCCGCUAAUCCCAAAGUACCACCAGUUUCGUUUUCCACACUAGCCCUGAGCAGCCGUGCAGGUGUCCCAACAAGCUGCCACCCCUCCCCCUUGCCAGCCGCUCCUGAAGGACCAGGAGUGUCCCAUAGUGAUGUCCAGCUGACUGUCAUGGUCUCUUGGGUGAGUGCCAAUGUUUCUGAGGCAGGGGUUUGAAACCAGGCUUCUGUCUUGUGGGACAGGUGUCUCUUGCUGUUCUUCACCACCAUGGCUACACUUGCAUGUCCAUAUGUGAGCUCCCAGAUUGGCUGCUUUUCCCAAGAUCUUUAAGUGCAUUCAGAAGCAAGUGCUUCCUACUGAAUUUCCCCCUUGCUGAACUAACUUUCCAUCUGACAAUAGAAUCUGUACCACUAGUAGUUUUUUUCCAUUUUUUUGUUUUGUUUUCGCUUUUUGUUUGUCUUGAGACAGGGUCUCACUAUUCAGUUGUCUGGCC
Molecule: messenger RNA, 5011 nt
Organism: Chinchilla lanigera (long-tailed chinchilla)
Lineage: Eukaryota; Metazoa; Chordata; Mammalia; Rodentia; Chinchillidae
Gene: Rnf24
Product: ring finger protein 24
Exons: 6
Coding region: 168-614 (148 amino acids)
Cellular component (GO): endomembrane system
Molecular function (GO): ubiquitin protein ligase activity; zinc ion binding
Source: RefSeq, a predicted model, not a curated record